This is a messenger RNA of Staurois parvus, 304 nucleotides long. The record is from the annotation of a GenBank genome assembly. Lineage: Eukaryota; Metazoa; Chordata; Amphibia; Anura; Ranidae.
AUGUAUGUGAAAUGGUUUGAUACAGGAAUGGAAUACUAUGUGAUUUUAGUGUAUUUAGUGAAUGUCACUUUUUGUCAUUUUCAAAUUUCCCACCAGUUCUGUCCCCUGUACGUCCCGACGCUCGCAGGGGACGGAACCCAGAUGACAGAUGUCGACAUCCGCCGGAGGACAUUACAGGGGACAUCGCGGGAGCGCAGGAAAAGGUAAGUGAACAGAUCCCGGAGCAGCGCCGCAUGGUAAGCCUGAGUGUAGCUCGGGGGGUUUACUGCUUGUGCUACACUCGGGAAUACCGCCAGGGAGGUUA